GUUUGUAUAGGAAGUAUUGGAAUGACCUGACAGGCUGACACACUUCUCAUUUAGUCGUCUCACUCGUGACAGAAUGCGUAAUCCUGCGUGAUUUAGGUCAAACCACAGAUUGUGAUUCACAGCGUCUAAAUACAUGGAGUUUAUCAACAAUGAAGGAAAGGAGCGCAACGGAACCUCUAAAGUUGCCGUCGAUCUACCACGAUUCAGCUACUAGUGUUGAACUUUGAAAAGCAAUGCUGAAGCAGAAUCAGCCCAAAUGCGUGCUCUUCUCUUAGUGUUGUUUUGCACCGUUGCUCUGCAAUGGGAUCAUGUCAGCUGCCAGAAGGUACACCGAACCGCAAUGGAGACGAGUGUGAUGUGGUGAUGAACCUGUCUGCCAGUCAGAGAUGUGAGUUUGUGAAAAAUACACCGGACUGUGCUUCAGAUGAAGGGUUCAUCAAAUACCCUGUGGUCACCUUUUGCCUGUUCCCACCUAAUCUGCUGCCCCUAGCCAUCACACUCUAUGUCCUCUGGCUGUUUGUUCUGUUCCUUGUUCUUGGGCUGAUUGCAUCAGACUUUUUCUGCCCAAACCUCUCAGCCAUUUCUUCUACACUUAGACUGACUCAUAAUGUGGCUGGAGUAACAUUCCUGGCACUUGGAAAUGGGGCUCCAGAUGUGUUCAGUGCCAUGGCUGCUUUUUCUCACCCUCAGACUGCUGGUCUUGCCAUUGGAGCACUGUUUGGGGCGGGAAUCUUUGUUACAACAGUGGUAGCUGGAAGCAUUGCUCUGGUUAAGCCUUUCACUGUGGCGUCCCGUCCAUUCCUUCGGGAUGUCAUUUUCUACAUGGCAGCUGUGUUUUGGACCUUCAUUAUCCUAUAUAAAGGCCAUAUUUCCAUGGGAGAAGCCAUGGGUUAUCUGGGGCUGUAUAUUGCAUAUGUUUUGACUGUGAUUGUUAGUGCAUAUAUUUACAAUCGUCAGAAGCAUCAACUGAAUGGAUCGGCCCAGACCUCAGGCAGAGAACAGGGAGAGAUUCUCCCAUCUGAUUCAUAUAGAGAAAUUCAGAGUGCCAGCAUGCAAGCACACGAUGACGGAGAGUAUGAGCCUUUGCUGCCUUACACUCAAUCCACUGCUCAGGUCUUCCUGAAUGCCAUUAACCCGGUGGACAGCCGGACCUGGAGGAGACAGCACUGGAGUGCCAAAGUCCUCAAAGUGAUCAAGGUGCCUGUAGAAGUGCUGUUAUUGUUGACAGUUCCUGUGGUGGAUGCAGAUAAGGAAGAUCACAACUGGAAACGCCCUCUGAACUGUCUGCACAUAAUCACUGGGCCUCUGGUGUGUGUACUUUCCUUCCAGUCGGGAAAGUAUGGCUUACUGCUCAUUGAAGGAGAAGUUCCAGUGUGGGUGCUUAUACUCUGCAUUGGCGUCUUCCUCUCGGGCAUAGUCUUCUUCACUACCACAAAUGAGCGUCCUCCUAGAUAUCACUUUGUAUGAAUCUUCAGUGUUUUAAAGAAG
Molecule: messenger RNA, 1488 nt
Organism: Sinocyclocheilus grahami
Lineage: Eukaryota; Metazoa; Chordata; Actinopteri; Cypriniformes; Cyprinidae
Product: sodium/potassium/calcium exchanger 6, mitochondrial
Exons: 11
Coding region: 301-1467 (388 amino acids)
Biological process (GO): intracellular calcium ion homeostasis; calcium export from the mitochondrion
Cellular component (GO): membrane
Molecular function (GO): calcium:sodium antiporter activity
Source: RefSeq, a predicted model, not a curated record